AUGAAAGAACAGAGAGUGGCUCUCACCAAGGGUGGCGAGAAGGGUCGCCCCGCCAGCUGUGAGGUGGAGACCCGGGAAUACGCCAUCAACACCCACAAGCUCACCCACGAAGUGGAUUUCAGGAAGUACGCGCCUCGGGUGCUCAGGGGGAACCGGAAGUUUGCCAUGAAGGAGAUGGGCACUCCUGGUGUGUGCAUUGGCACCAGGCGCAACAAAGCUGCAGGGCCAAAGGAAUAAGGAAAAAGGAAUGUCCCAGACUGAGUCCGUGUACGUUUGUCCAGAAAGUGGAAUGAAGAUGAAGAUUCACCAAACGUUAUACAUGGAUUUACUUAUGCGCCCGUCGUCACUUUCAAAAAUCUACAGAAAGUCAAUGUGGAUGAGAACUAA
Sorex fumeus (smoky shrew) is the source of this 387-nucleotide messenger RNA. Its product is annotated as 60S ribosomal protein L31-like. The transcript has 2 exons. Gene Ontology annotation, cellular component: ribosome; cytosolic large ribosomal subunit. Gene Ontology annotation, molecular function: structural constituent of ribosome. NCBI's taxonomy places the organism in Eukaryota, Metazoa, Chordata, Mammalia, Eulipotyphla, Soricidae. Gene Ontology annotation, biological process: cytoplasmic translation. The record is from RefSeq and is a predicted model, not a curated record.